GUCUCUCACCCAGUGAUUCUUCAUCCCCUGGGUCCUGUUGCAGAGUCUGCAUCCUUCGGUGACCAUGCCCAGCACUGGCCUGUCUGCUGCUUCUGGGAGGCGGCCUCUGUGAACACCAGGGCUGAGGGGAGCCUCUCCCCUGGGCAACGUGUGGGGCUCAGGACUGCCACAGUCUCCCGCCAACUCCAGGUUUGAGAAGAUUUCAUCAUGGGAAGCCUGCAUUAACUGCAUGGCCGUUCCUGUGUGUCCUCGUGUGUAUUCAUUAGCAGCAUGUGCCACCGCACAGUGUGGGGCGACCCCCUGCGUUCUUCUGAAUCCAGAUUUGAUUAGAACAUGUCUUCUGCUCAUGCUGCCAGUGAACUGAAAAUGCAACUUGGACUCUGAGAACCCAGAUGCACCCUCAGUGCUGCUGAUGUGGAUGCCUGCUCUGGUCCGAGCAUGGCCCUGCCUACUCCAGGAAUCCCAGAGACCUGGGACACCCCUGCAGUCUUGCCCUGUCUGUCUCUCCCAGUCCAACUCUCAAGGUCCAAAUCAGCAGAUCCUUAUAGAGGCCCAGCCUUGACCACCACCGAGGCCUCUGGCUCUCCUGUGCUGACUGCUGACCUGCCCUCCUCCCCCCUCCAGGCUCUUCCCAGCCUGGCUCUCCUCCACGUAUUCACAAGGUGCUGGGACAAGCUUCUCUGGCUUUGCUGUACGAGAUGUAUGGGACUCUCCUGGACACAAUUUUUGCAUCCAUCUGUCACCAUUCUUGGCCUAGUGUGACCUGCUCAGCCAGGCCCACAGGAGGCUUCUCCAUGGGAGGGAUCUGACAUCACUGUGGCCACAAAUCAGGGUUGGACUAGGUCGAGCUCUCAGCAUCAAAAAAGAACCCCAACUUUUAAAAGGAGGGUGGGAAUGCAGGGUUGGGAGAAAAGAAGCCUGGGCCAUGUGAGUAACGGAUUCAGAGAGAUGAUUCCCCCACCAUGCAGCCCUGGUGACUGCCAGUUGGGGCACCUACCCUGGGCACAGGGUGAGCAGGGGACCUGAGCCAGGCCAGACAGCGUGCUUCCCUGGGCAGCCAUCCUGUCAUCCAUGCAGGAAAACUGGUCUCAGAGACCACGGCCUGGGCCUAUGUGCCAAGGAUGAGGCGAGGAAGAGAGAUGGGGCAAGAAGACGGACGUGCAAGUGCCGAGGCUCCCCCAUUGUCCUUCAACCAGAAGAAAUGUGACCAUUGGCUGGCUAAGCAGAACCUGCCUUUUCUUUUAAAGCAAGAGAAUCAACCUUUUAAGCAAAAAAGGCCAGUUCCUUCUCUGUCGAGUGGAAGCGACCAGGCCUCUUGGAGCAGAUUGCCCUUGUUCUUCAGAGAUUCCCCUCAGGAGUGCCCUGGAAGGAAGCUGGGCAAAGGCCGUGCCUGCCAGAGUCGCCUUGAGGUGCAGAGCGCAAAGGCAUCUGGAAAGGGACAGAAAGCUUGGAUCGAAAGAACCUUUUGCAAACGGGAAUGUAUCUUCGUAAUUCCCAGCACUAAAGACCCUAACAGGUGUUGCUGUGGCCAGCUCACCAACCAGCAUAUUCCCCCUCUGCCAAGUGUGACAUCGAGCAAAAAUGGAGAAGAAAAUAAACAGGUGGAGACUCAGCCUGAAAAAUGGUCUGUUGCCAAACACACCCAGAGCUACCCAACAGAUUCCUAUGGGAUUCUUGAGUUCCAGGGUGGCGGAUACUCCAAUAAAGCCAUGUAUAUCCGCGUAUCCUAUGACACCAAGCCAGAUUCACUGCUUCAUCUCAUGGUGAAAGAUUGGCAUCUGGAACUCCCGAAGCUUUUAAUAUCUGUGCACGGAGGCCUCCAAAACUUUGAGAUGCAGCCUAAGCUGAAACAGGUCUUUGGGAAAGGUCUGAUCAAGGCCGCCAUGACCACCGGGGCCUGGAUCUUCACUGGGGGCGUCAGCACCGGUGUCAUCAGCCAUGUAGGGGAUGCCUUGAAAGACCACUCUUCCAAGUCCAGAGGCCGAGUUUGUGCUAUAGGAAUUGCUCCGUGGGGCAUCGUGGAGAAUAAGGAAGACCUGGUUGGAAAGGAUGUAACGAGAGUGUACCAGACCAUGUCUAACCCUCUAAGUAAGCUCUCUGUGCUCAACAACUCCCACACUCACUUCAUCCUGGCUGACAACGGCACCCUGGGCAAAUAUGGCGCCGAGGUGAAGCUGAGAAGGCAGCUAGAAAAGCACAUCUCUCUGCAAAAGAUCAACACAAGACUGGGGCAGGGUGUGCCCCUCGUGGGCCUCGUGGUGGAAGGGGGCCCUAACGUGGUUUCCAUCGUCUUGGAGUAUCUCCGAGAAGACCCACCAGUCCCCGUGGUGGUCUGCGACGGCAGCGGACGAGCCUCGGACAUCCUGUCUUUUGCACACAAGUACUGUGAAGAAGGAGGGAUAAUAAACGAAUCUCUCAGGGAUCAGCUUCUAGUUACCAUUCAGAAAACAUUUAAUUACAACAAGGCACAAUCGCAUCAGCUGUUUGCAAUUAUAAUGGAGUGCAUGAAAAAGAAAGAACUCGUCACCGUGUUUAGAAUGGGUGCCGAGGGUCAGCAAGACAUCGAGAUGGCAAUUUUAACUGCCCUGCUGAAAGGAACAAACGCAUCGGCGCCAGACCAACUGAGCUUGGCGCUGGCUUGGAACCGCGUUGACAUAGCACGAAGCCAGAUCCUCGUCUUUGGGGCCCACUGGCCGCCCCUGGGAAGCCUGGCCCCCCCGACGGAUAGCAAGGCCACAGAGAAGGAGAAGAAGCCGCCCACAGCGACCACCAAGGCAGGAAGAGGAAAAGGAAAAGGGAAGAAGAAAGGGAAAGUGAAAGAGGAGGUGGAGGAAGAAACUGAUCCCCGGAAGAUCGAGCUGCUGAACUGGGUGAAUGCUCUGGAGCAAGCCAUGCUGGACGCUUUGGUCUUAGAUCGAGUCGACUUUGUGAAGCUCCUGAUUGAAAAUGGAGUGAACAUGCAACACUUUCUUACCAUUCCAAGGCUGGAAGAGCUUUAUAACACAAGGCUGGGUCCACCAAACACACUUCAUUUGCUGGUGAGAGACGUGAAAAAGGGCAACCUUCCUCCCGACUACCACAUCAGCCUCAUAGACAUAGGGCUCGUGCUGGAGUACCUCAUGGGAGGCGCCUACCGCUGCAACUAUACUCGGAAGAGCUUUCGGACCCUUUACAACAACUUGUUUGGACCCAAGAGGCCUAAAGCCCUUAAACUUCUGGGGAUGGAAGAUGAUGAGCCUCCAGCAAAAGGGAAGAAAAAGAAAAAGAAGAAAAAGGAGGAAGAGAUCGACAUCGAUGUGGACGAUCCUGCUGUGAGCCGUUUCCAGUACCCCUUCCACGAGCUGAUGGUGUGGGCUGUUCUGAUGAAACGCCAAAAAAUGGCCGUCUUCCUGUGGCAGCGAGGCGAGGAGAGCAUGGCCAAGGCCCUGGUGGCCUGUAAGCUCUACAAGUCCAUGGCCCAUGAGUCCUCCGAGAGCGAGCUGGUGGACGACAUCUCCCAGGAUCUGGACAACAAUUCAAAAGACUUUGGCCAGCUGGCUGUGGAGCUGUUGGACCAAUCCUAUAAGCACGACGAGCAGAUCGCCAUGAAACUGCUCACCUAUGAGCUAAAAAACUGGAGCAACUCGACCUGCCUCAAGCUGGCUGUUGCAGCCAAACACCGGGACUUCAUUGCUCACACCUGCAGCCAGAUGCUGCUGACCGACAUGUGGAUGGGACGGCUGCGCAUGAGGAAAAAUCCUGGCCUAAAGGUUAUAAUGGGGAUUCUUCUUCCCCCCACCAUCUUAUUCUUGGAAUUUCGCACGUAUGAUGACUUCUCAUAUCAAACAUCCAAGGAAAAUGAAGAUGGCAAAGAAAAAGAAGAGGAGACUAUGGAUGCGAAUGCAGAUGCUGGCUCCAGAAAGGGGGAUGAAGAGAAUGAGCACAAAAAGCAAAGAAGUAUUCCCAUUGGCACAAAGAUCUGUGAAUUCUAUAAUGCUCCCAUUGUCAAGUUCUGGUUUUACACAAUAUCGUACUUAGGUUACUUACUGCUCUUCAACUACGUCAUCCUGGUGCGGAUGGACCGCUGGCCCUGUCUCCAGGAGUGGAUCGUCAUCUCCUACAUCGUGAGCCUGGCCUUAGAGAAAAUACGAGAGAUCCUAAUGUCCGAACCGGGCAAACUCAGCCAGAAAAUAAAGGUUUGGCUUCAGGAGUACUGGAACAUCACGGAUCUCGUGGCCAUUUCCAUGUUCAUGAUUGGAGCAAUCCUUCGCCUACAGAAGCAGCCGUACAUGGGCUACGGCCGAGUCAUCUACUGUGUGGAUAUCAUCUUCUGGUACAUCCGCGUCCUGGACAUCUUUGGUGUUAACAAGUAUCUGGGGCCCUACGUGAUGAUGAUUGGAAAGAUGAUGAUUGACAUGCUGUAUUUUGUGGUCAUCAUGCUGGUUGUGCUGAUGAGUUUUGGAGUAGCCCGUCAAGCCAUUUUGCACCCAGAUGAGGAGCCGUCUUGGAAACUGGCCCGAAACAUCUUCUACAUGCCCUACUGGAUGAUCUACGGAGAGGUGUUUGCAGACCAGAUAGACCCUCCUUGUGGUGACAACCAGUACGAUGAGGACGGCAAGCGGCUCCCUCCGUGUAUCCCAGGUGCCUGGCUCACUCCGGCCAUCAUGGCGUGCUACCUCCUGGUGGCCAACAUCCUGCUGGUGAACCUGCUCAUUGCAGUUUUUAACAAUACCUUCUUUGAAGUAAAGUCAAUAUCCAACCAAGUGUGGAAAUUCCAGCGCUAUCAACUGAUUAUGACAUUCCAUGACCGGCCAGUCCUCCCUCCACCAAUGAUCAUUUUAAGCCACAUCUACAUAAUCAUUAUGCGUCUUAGUGGUCGCUGUAGGAAGAAAAGAGAAGGGGACCAAGACGAACAGGAUCGUGGACUGAAGCUGUUUCUCAGCGAGGAGGAGCUCAAGAGACUGCAUGAGUUCGAGGAGCAGUGCGUGCAGGAGCACUUCCAAGAGAAGGAGGACGAGCAGCAGUCGUCCAGUGACGAGCGCAUCCGCGUCACUUGUGAGAGGGUUGAAAAUAUGUCAAUGAGGUUGGAAGAAAUCAAUGAACGAGAAAAUUUUAUGAAAACUUCCCUACAGACUGUUGACCUUCGACUUUCCCAACUAGAAGAAUUAUCUAGCAGAAUGGUGAAUGCUCUGGAAAAUCUUGCAGGAAUUGACAGGUCCGACCUGAUACAGACACGGUCCCGAGCUUCUUCUGUAUGCGAUGCAACUUUUCUUCUAAGGCAGAGCAGCCUCAGCAGCGCCGACGGCUACAGCAUGUGUAGAUAUCAUUUUAAUGGAGAGGAGCUGUUGUGUGAGGAUACUUCUGUCUCCAAGCCACCAGGGACAGGAUUCAGGAAAAAAGCCGGUUCCUUCCGUAUGAAGGAAGAGAAGGACCCAAAAACACAUCUGGUACCAGAGCGUCAGGGCAGCCUUCACCUUCUAUCCAGCACAAGCACGCCAGCAACGCCAGAGUGCAGUCGACUUGCAUUCGACAACGUAAAGUACACCUCAGAGCCGAAAUUAGGUCCAGAUAUUGGGAUUUCAGCUGAAGAUGAUGAAAGGCGGGCAGACUCCAGAAGAGAAGAAACUAUUUCCCCAAGUUUAAAUCAAACAGAUGUUAAGAACGGAGAGAACAAAUCAGAUUUUCAAAACACUCAGCUAACCGUGGAAACCACAGAGAUAGAAGGCACUAUUUCCUAUCCUCUGGAAGAAACAAAAAUGACACGCUAUUACCCCGAGGAAACGCUCAAUGCGUGUAAAACAAUGAAGUCCAGAAGCUUUGUAUAUUCCCGUGGAAGAAAGCUGGUCAGAGGGGCUAACAACUGGAGUGCAGAGUACAGUACAGUCACGGACCAAGCAGGCCCCUCUACAAUUCAGCAAUGGACUACAGAAUGGAAAUACCAAGUUAGAAAGAUCACACGUUCUCACAGCACGGAUAUUCCUUUGAUUGUGUCAGAAGCUGCAAUGCAAGCUGAGCGGAAAGAACAAUUUACAGAUACCGAAGAUGAAAACUGUGUUUCUGAAGCAGUCCCUCAAACUUCUCAUUUAUCUCUAGCUGUUACUGACAGAACUGGAAAGGAAAACUUACUGUCUGUGAAAACAGACCAAACUUUGGGAUUCCCAUCUUUAAGGUCAAAAAGCUUACACGGCCAUCCUAGAAAUGCUAAAGGCUUUCAGGGAAAAUUAGAUAGAUCUGGGCAUGCCAGCAGUGCAAGUAACUUAGUAGUUGUGUCUGGAAUUACAGUGGAAGAACAGAAGGCCAAGCAAGAGAAAACUUCCACAGAAACUGAAUGCUAAUGUGUUUCGUUUCUUUGAUUACUAAAUCAAAACCACCGAUGAGUAACAUCUUGGUAAUUUAAACAGCAUCAAUUUCUGAAAACAUUUUCAUUUAAAAUGUUUGGCAAUUUGCACUUAUGAUGAACCUAAAAUUUAAUGCACUAAACUUAAGGUAGUAUUUUUGUAGCAUAUUUUAGUAAACUUAGUUUUUUUUAGUUGGAAUAGGAUCAAAUGAAAGAGACAAUACUCCAAUUGGGAUAAAUCACUUAAUCAGUAUGCAAGAUUCUACACUCUUUUUAUUUCUGAGGGCCACCGAAUAGCCUAAGAAAUGUCACCAAUAGGUUACUUAGGGAGUAAACAACUAUGUAAGAAGGAGAAAUUAAAGAGAAAGCAAACAAGAAAAAAAGGAGGGGCGGGGGAGAAGAAAAAUAAAAUUAUGAGGAGCAAGAAGUCAGAAGUGGAAAGGAACCAUAAACAUCCGAUGUUUUUCAUGGGUCUUUGUUUUAUGUUUUAAUGUUUUAUGUCUUAAAAUUGCACAAUGAAUAAAAAAGUACAAGAUUAUGUCAAAGAUCACACUGUAAUAGUUUAGGGCAACCAAGAGUUUUGUUAAUGUGUCAGAAUAAAGUAUGCAAUAUGCAUCUUCCUGUCGUCAUACAGUCCUUGAGAGCAAACACAAAGGAAUUGUUCCUCUGGCUAUACAUGGCUUGUGCAAAGCAGUGGCUAAAACCUAAAGGAUACAUAUUCACAGCUGAAAUUGUCAAGAACCACAGACACUAUUAACAACAUAGAACACAAGGUGUUGUGCUUCAACUUGUAAGUUCAAAGACCCACCAUAGUGCUCGGCCCCCCAGGCAGGGGUUGGGGAGAGCGGACACUCCCUAGGAACUCUUAAGGCCACCCUACCACCACCACUCUUCACUAUACAAUAUGGGCAGAGAGGUGCAGAAAGGGCUAAAGCAGAAGCCACCAAAAUUUACAGAAGUCAGAGUUGGACCCUCACCAUCCCCCAAGAGCACCUCUUGUGAGGUCUCUGGGAGCCUGUGGAGCACACACAGAGGCCAGCUUCAUGGCUGGAGUUACAGACAGCUGUUACUUUGGUGAAGUGCCUUACACCCAGAAAGAACCAUUGGGUAGGGUAUCCAGGAAUUGGCGGU
Equus caballus (horse) is the source of this 7447-nucleotide messenger RNA. The record is from RefSeq and is a predicted model, not a curated record. NCBI's taxonomy places the organism in Eukaryota, Metazoa, Chordata, Mammalia, Perissodactyla, Equidae.